AGAGAGCAUGCGCGUACCUCUCAAACAUCAAAAUGGCGCUCAAAGUAAAGCUCUGUCGAGAGAGAAACACAUAUCAUUGAUAAUUGAAUGCUCUCUUGAACUGAUCGGUAGAUUGAUUGUUCAGUUUAUACCAAAUCAAGUACUGGAAGUCACCUAAGAUCCAGGAUCGGUUACCAGAUAGCAGGAUACUCAAGUUUUAAAAGAUGGCCACUAGAUACCCACUGAAGACAUACACACGCAAGAACAAGAAAGAAUCCUAUGCAAGUAAAGCAUUUGAUGACCUCUUCAAUAGUGCCAAAAACAAGCCAGUAACAGAGAGAGCAGGGAACACGGGCAGAUGGAGCACUCAGACCUAUGCCCCAAGUCGCAGCACUGUAGAUGCCAAACGAAGACGGCUCAAUAGUGAUGAAGAUCCAUACAGCUUUGAUGAAGGGGACAAGAGUCCCAACAAACUUAAAAAUGCUAAUGUCCAAACAACUCCUAAGAAAGUCACCAGAUCCUCUUCUCAAAAUAAUGAAUCAUCUGUCACUCCACCCAAAGUGUUUUAUGGAGAGCAAAAAAAUGACUUCAAAUCCACCAAAUCCUACGCAGAGGAGAAGAAAAUCAGCAAAAUUGUCUCAAAAACUGACAAAUCCAGCAGCUUGUCCUUGAGAGCUGAGGGAACAUCCAGGUCUGUCAGGACCAAUAAAAGUACAAAAAGUACUGAUUCCAAAAAGCAAAUGUCUAUAGACUCUUUCACAAGAAGAACAAGCACUAGUCCAAGUGGAAAUACGGACCAUCAGUAUGCCAUGGAAGUGUCCCCUCCAACUGCCAACUCCGACGAAGGGAACGUGUUAGAUACAUGCAGCGAGGGCAGCGCAGACUCAGAAAUAGUAUUCAAUUUCAAGACCAGUAGCAAUGACAGAUCAGAUCAUAACUAUUCUGCAGCAAAGGAGAAAAGCAAGGAUGACAAGACUGUGAACUCUCAGCACAGACCCGAGAGGAGAUCUCCUAAGAAGUCCACUGCAAAGUCUACCACGACAUCAACAACAUACAGGAGUAGUCAUGAUAAAGAAGAGGCUGACAGCAGCUCUAAGACAUGGUGGUUAGAGUCUUCUCCUACAAGAUCCAACUGUGAAGAAAGUUCUCCAGUCAGAUUAAUCUCUUCCUCUCCUCUGUAUUCUCAGAACAGUAAAACAAGGACUACAACAACAGACUAUGAUCUCCAGACUGAGGAGGGUACCAGUAAUGCUCAUGUAUCAAAACAUAAACAAACAUAUACUGUUAAGAAUGGGAGUAAGUCUUCUAUAAGUAAAACGGAAGAUGUUAAAAAUGACCAUAAAAAAUCAACUGACAGUGAUAACAAAGUCGAAGAUGACAGCAAGGUUAAAGUUCAAACUAUUCAGAGACAAGAUUCCACUAAAGUUAAAGUUCUAGAGCAGGACGAGUGGUUGAAAUUAGUAGGCGGAAAAAGUUCAUACAGUAAAAGUAACAAAGGCAGCAAUAAAAUUAGUAGUAGUAGUAGUACUAGUAGUAGUGUUACUAAGAAAGAAGUCAAAACUAAAGAAAAGGAGAAACCCAAGGAAGUAGAGGAAUUCACCCUCAGUGAUAGUGAUGACAAUGAAAAUGGCCAAGUAAAUGGAGAAAUUGCUAUGAGGCAGAGACAAGAGCUAGAUCCAGAAAAGAAAAAACUUAUAGAAAUGAGAAAUCAGAAACUGCAGCAGAUGGACAGAAUAAAAGAGCCUAAAUUUGGACCUGCCACCAAAAGAUUGCUUAGCAGUCCAAAGAAGGUCUCUCCAAACUUGCCUGGCACUGGGAAAGCUGUGUAUAAUCCCAGGCCCUGGGCAAUGACAAAAGCUGCUAGUGUUGGAGACAUAGGUUCUAGUCAGGAGUCUCAGAGUUCAAGGGGAGCCUCCUCCUCCGCUGCCUUCACCCCAGACUUUGAUGAAGAUUUGAAGCCUCCCCCCAAGCUACACAGGACCACCUCCCUGCCCAAGAAGUUGUCAGAACCACAAGCUGUGACCUCUCUCAAGGUGCAGAGAGAAUACAAACAGCUGUUCACAGUGGUACGCAAUGUUAAAGAGGCCCAUGAGUGCCAGGAGCAUGGAGAAACUCAGGAGUUCUUUGAUGACAUCGAGUACCUCCUGGAUGGACUCAGAGAUGUGCAGAGCCCCAGUACACGGUGUCUAAGUUGUAUGGGGCUAGCCACCAAGAGUGCAAUGGCAGCUUUCAGGAUGCAUCUCCGUGCACACGGCGUUGUCACAAGGAUAUUCACAGCUCUUCAUGAUGCUUGCUCACAUCCUAGUUUGGCCCUGGCCACAGCCACCGUGAUGCACAUGUUGAGUCGCGACAGGUUAAAUAUGGACCUGGACAAGGAGUCGCUAGAACUGAUGGUGAAACUGCUCAGCGUUGACGCCCAGUACACCUCAGAGAAUGUCAGCGCAGACAGGGAGUACCAGAAAACACGGGAGAAGGUUACAGAGCUGCUGACACAGAUCAAGAAAGAGGGAGGGGCAAAGCAUCUGGAUUUGACUGACAUUUCUACUGGCAAGUUGGCCAUGGAAUCCAUGCUGAGUCUGACCUCAAGGAAAGCUGGAGAGUGGUUUAAGGAGGAACUCAGAGCCCUGGGAGGACUGGACUACUUUGUGCAAUCAGUUGCUGACUGUGUGGAUUAUUUCAUCAUGGAGGAUGAAGAAUUAUCAGAGUCCCAUGUUGACAAACUUAGGACAAUAGACCGCUGUCUGAGGGUCUUAGAAAAUGUGACUUUCAUGAACACUGAAAAUCAGACAUAUCUAAUUGGCUGCAAGAAUUCUACCUUAAUUACAGCUCUCUGCAGGGGUUUAAAGGUGUGUGAAGGAGCCAUGAGUCAGUACACCCUGAGUGACACAGAUAGUAAGACAGUGGACAAGAACAGCACAGGAUACAUUAUCUUCCAUACCCUGCUCUCAAUACUCAGGGUGCUUCUGAAUAUAACACAUGAUAAUGACCUGUACCCUCAUGUAUGUCCCAGACCUGUACCCUCAUGUGUGUCCCAGACCUGUACCCUCCUGUAUGUCCCAGACCUGUACCCUCCUGGUCUUGGACUUCUGAUUAACUUAGUUGAACACUGUGAUAUAAACAGAAGAUUGCUGAUGUCCACAGAGACAGUCAGUUCCUAUGAUUCCACAUCCCAAGCUGGCAGUCUGGAGGCUCCAGAGGCACUGGUACAGCUAUUCCUGCAGAGAGACGAGGCUGCCAGGAAUGCUGAGGCACAAGACGAGGAGGAAGCAGAUACCUCGGCAGCGGAGGGCACGUCGCAGGAGACAGUGGACAAGAGCGGUGAAUGGCGAGAGUCGGAGUCUGGAAUAGAGUGGGUGGUACUGAAUGAAGAUGACCCCGCGGCCCUCAGUGACAGCGAUGACGAGAUGGAGGAGUUGCCCAGCUCACAGGACGAGAAUGACCCCUUGACCAAAGCAUUGCACAAGGCAGGAAAACACAUGGAAGACAGUAUAGUAGCAUCUUAUGUGUCCCUACUUAUUGGCUGUAUCAUACAAAAUAACAAGACCUAUGUGGAGCGCAUCCAAAGCUCACUGCCAGAGAACGGAUUUGACUCCAUGGUGAAACUGUUAUAUAAGUUCCUAGGAUUCAUGAACCUCACUGAAGCUGUUGGAAACAGCGGUGGUACCUCCAUAAAGAAAGUCAUCNCAUAG
This is a messenger RNA of Lingula anatina, 3668 nucleotides long. RefSeq names its product wings apart-like protein homolog. The record is from RefSeq and is a predicted model, not a curated record. NCBI's taxonomy places the organism in Eukaryota, Metazoa, Brachiopoda, Lingulata, Lingulida, Lingulidae.